Messenger RNA from Capsella rubella, 2217 nucleotides. RefSeq names its product myosin-2 heavy chain. Gene Ontology annotation, molecular function: RNA binding; structural constituent of ribosome. Bases 133 to 1992 code for a protein of 619 amino acids. Gene Ontology annotation, cellular component: cytosolic large ribosomal subunit; ribosome. The transcript has a single exon. Gene Ontology annotation, biological process: ribosomal large subunit assembly; translation. NCBI's taxonomy places the organism in Eukaryota, Viridiplantae, Streptophyta, Magnoliopsida, Brassicales, Brassicaceae. The record is from RefSeq and is a predicted model, not a curated record.
AAAAAAAUAUACAAAAUUUGUCUGCUCUUCUUGUCUCUCUCUUUUCUCGCUUAGCCGUUUAAAGCUAUAACAAAGCCCUGAGACUUGUAAAAGCCUCCAACUUUACAAAUCUCAGCCGCCACUUUUGUUCAAAUGGCAAAGAAGAAGGUGUCACGUAACUCCAAUGGAGCUUCCAGUGAGGAGCAACAAAAGCAGAGCCAGAGAGAUGCUUCGAUGACUUACAAGAAACCGGCGGAGCUGAAUGGAGAGUUUUCAACGAAGGACAAUGACUCGUCGGAGGAAAAGUUUCAAAAUUUGAAGACACUCAAUGCGAUUCUUCUCAAGCAAACGAUGGAGAAGAGACAAGAGAUCGAGUCUCUGUUCCAGGCGAAAGAUGCGUUGGAGGCUGAGCUGACCCGUUACGGAAAGGAGAAGACUUUGCUGAAGGAUGAGUUGCGUGGUUCGGGUGAUGAGAAGUUGAUGUUGAAGAUUCAGAUGGAUCUGUUCAUGGGUUUUGUUGAGAGUCGUGUUAGGGAAAUGGGUUUUGAAGUAGAUGGGUUGGUUAAGGAGAAGAGUGAUGGAGAGUGUGAGAUUAGGGGUUUGAAGAGAGAAGUUAAUGUUUUGAUGGGGAAGUUGGAGAGUGAGAGGGAUGAGUUUAGUAGGGUUUGUGGUGAGAGGGAUUUGAUUAAGAGUGGGUUUGAUUUGCAGUGUGAGGAGAUGAAUCGAUUGAAGGAGAGUGUGGUGAAGUUAGAGAUGAAAGAAGUGAGUUUGGGUGAAGAAGUUUGGAGAUUGAAAUCUGAGAAUGGUAGAUUGGUGAAGGAGAGGGAGGAGAGAGAUGAGUUAAUUGAGCAGGCUAAUAAGGAGAGGGGUGAAAUGGAGAAGGAACUUAAGGAGAAGAUUAGGGAGAUUGAUGGAUUGAAGUGUGAGAUCAAAGGGGUUAUGAGAGAGAAGGUGGAGAUAGAGAUGGUUAAGCGUGAUCAAAAAGAGAUGAUCUUGGAGUUGGAGAAAAAGUUGGGAAAUUUGAAUGAGAUUGUGAAGAGUUUGACAAAGGAAGAGGUGAAGUUGCGUGAUCAGGUUAUUGGGUUAGAGAAGAAUCUUGAUGAGGUUAUGGAGGAAGGGAAAGUGAGGGCAGAGCAGAUAAAUGCAUUGGUGAAAGAGAAGUCUAUUAAGGAAUCUGAGCUUGAGGGUGUAUUGGUGGAGAACGUUUCAAUUAAGAAGGAGAUGGAGAUGGCUCUCCUGAAAUCCUCUGAAAAGGAAAAGUUGGUUGACCAAUUGGUGCGCGAGAAGAAUGAGCUUGUUGAGCGUAUUGUUAACCAGGAGGCUGAGGUUUUUGAGCUGAGUAAACUGGCGGAUGAGCAAAAGCAUGUUGCAUUGCAGCUGCAAAAGGAAUGCGAUGAGCUAACCAAGACUAGUGAGAAGCUUAGCAGCAAUGUUAGCCAGCUGAAGGAUGCUUUGGUGCUAGCUGAGGUUGAGAGAGACAAUGCUGGGAAGGCUCUUCAGGAUAAAGUUUUAGCAUUGGAGAAAAUGGUUGAAGCUACUGGUAAAGAGCUUGAAAAGAUUAAGGCUGAGCGAGGGAGAUUGAUUAAAGAGAAGAAGGAAUUGGAGAAUCGAUCUGAGUCAUUGAGAAAUGAGAAGGGUAUCCUUCAGAAAGAUAUAGUAGAACUCAAAAAAGCUAUGGGUGUUCUGAAAACAGAACUAGAGUAUGCUAGAACCAAUGCAAAAAACAGUCUAACAAUGCUGAAGAGUGUGUCCACUCUAGUAUGUGGAUUAGAAAACAAAAAAGGCGAGAAGAAGCGUGAAAAGGGAAUGGAUUCUUACUCUAUGGAGCUCGAAGCAAUCAAGAAAGCGUUCAAGAACAAAGAAAGCAUGGUUGGGGAAAUGAAGAAGGAAGUUGAGAAAAUGAAGCAUUCGGUUCAAGAUGCAGAGAAGAAGAAGAGCUUUUGGACCCUUGUAUCAUCUAUUACUUCUCUCUUUAUGGCUGCUUCUGUUGCUUAUGCUGCUUCUAUCAAGUGAACCACUUGAAGAUGGUAUUACACCUCUAAGUCCCAGAAACCUUACCGCAUCCCAAUUCUAAAAAUUUUGUUGUUUAACUUCUAAACCAUUGUGAGCAUCUUAUGAGAUGUAAACUUUUUCUUAUCCCUUUCAUGUCUAUCUCUUUGUCUGUGAUUCUACUACUUUUCUCUCAGAACAUGUAGUUGAUUUUCAGAAACUCUAAUAAAAUUAUCUGUUUCAUAUUCA